UGGAGUCCCAGCCCGGUGUGAGAGGUUUCAGCCGUCUCUCGGUCAGGGCGUAGCGCGCUAAGCUUUGCCAAAUAGGCGCGGGCCAGGUCAAGUAGUCCGUUUUUCCCUCAGUAUUUGGCGGCCUAAUGUUUAAUUAAUCGUAGAUAUGGAUUUCAACGCUUUAUUUAACGAAAAGACAUUUCAGCUCUCGGAUUUCCAAGAGUUCACGUUUCUUCCUGGACACCAGAAACUAACCGAAAGAGUGAGAAAGCGACUAUAUUAUGGCCUGGACAAAGAGGUUUCCCUAGAUGCCCUUUCCUGCCCCGUUACAGAUAUUGCCGUUGAAAUCUUCCAAAAGUCUGCCCCAAGCCCAAUACGAAAGCUCCAGAAGAAGUAUGCUGCCCACGUAGCCAGGGAGGCUUGCAUUUCUCCAUGUGCCAUGAUGCUGGCUCUAGUUUACAUAGAAAGGCUCAGACAUAGAAACCCCGAAUACCUGCAAAAGAUCUCCUCUUCUGACCUCUUUCUGAUCUCCAUGAUGGUUGCCAGCAAGUACCUGUAUGACGAAGGCGAGGAGGAGGAGGUUUUCAACGAUGAGUGGGGAGCAGCUGGGAAGCUGGAUGUCCAAACUGUAAACAACCUGGAGAUGAACUUUUUGAAUGCUAUUGAGUGGAGCCUCUUCACAGAGCCAAAUGACUUCUUUCAUUUACUAAAUCAACUGGAGACCAGCAUUGCGGAACGGCAGGGGAUGAAACGUGGCUGGUUCACCUACACUGACCUCUGUGUGCUGCUGGAGCACUCUGCAUGGAGUCAAGCCCUCACAGCCAUCUAUCAGCACUUUAGUAAGGUAUCCUGUAUGCUUGGCCUGGUCUAUCUAACCGGUGUGGCUGGCCUUAUUGCCACCAGCGCUGUGAUACACCAGCUCAGUCUCUCUAGAGGUGGCCAGUCUCUGCUUCCUCCUGGUGAGAUCAGCCUGACCCACUUUUCGACUUCCAACCUGAGUCCAGAAACCUCUUCUCCGGCCCGCCGCCUCCCUUGUUGUGUUCUGGCCAACAAGAGUCUUAACCCUCAGACUGGCACACUUGGAAGCAGGCAACACCACAGUCAAGUCCCCCAAUCGUCUUCCGCACAAACAUCUAUAUUGUGUCUCUGGGGUUCCCUCCUCGCCUCGAUGGGUCAUAUACAUCCUGAAAAGAAACCUGACGUGGAAGCUUCCCAAACCUGGUCUCCUGUGUCCUUAAUCUGUCCUGGCUGCCUUGCAACACUUUCUCCUCUUGAGUGUGGGCUUCGAAACACCUCAUCAGUCCUCAUUCACGGCCCGCUUGAAAACCAUCGUCCUCAUUCAUCACGGUUGUCCUCCAGCCUCUUCGGUACAGCAAAGCCAAGUCUGGACUCUCAAAUAGAGAUUUUUCCUCCCAUACACCUGCAACCUUGCCAUCUGGAGUCUGUGCUACCUGUCGACAAAGUCCAAGCUCUGCUCAUGCCUGGCUAGAGAUAGCAGAGCUUUUCACCCUGUAGUAAUGGACUCUGGAAAUGAAACCAGCAUUGUUUCUGUCACUCAACUGCUCCAAGGCAUGUCUUUGUUAACAUUUCCAGAUCUAGAAUAACAGGAGUCGAGACGAGAGAAAUUGGGCACUUUUCUGGGAGGUUGGUGGGGAGGAAAAUCAUAUAUAGUCAAAUACUGCAGAGUAAAUUUGACUCGAUUAAAAUGCCACAAUGUUUGAUUAAUCACAAGCAUUGUAAAGCUUAUUUAAUUUAUUUCUCUGCAGCAACCAAACUACCCUUAGCACCCAUAUUUAUCACCAUGUUCAAAGUUCGUCCCUGUCGCUUGGUGUUGUAGGGCUUUUGAUUUGAAUGUGUUUUGAGUUGCUAUGUCACAGCGGCAAUCUAUAAGCUGUUCACAUUUGGCAGGUUAACGAACGUGCGUGUGUGGUGGUUAACAAGCACACCUGAAAGUUGAAGGUUUCACAGUAAGUUUUUUUCUUUUUCUUAAUGAAGAAGGGACUAAACCGGGUGAUAUUUUCUUAUUCCUAUUCUCUUUAUGUAGGCAUAUACCCUUGCAACAAACACUGUUCUCACACAUACUGCUGGCACUGAAAGUUUUCUUAUUGUAAAAUCAGCCCUACCCUUGAUAACUUUACACUUUAUGCAAGAGAUGAUUGGACACAGGAAACCAGUCAGUUCAAACCAUGUCUUCAUAUCUUUGUGUUACUGUCAUGUUACACCAUUGCCACAUAUUCUGGUUAUGAUGGCUGUCUUGUUGGCUUGUUUUCCUACUGUUUUACCAGAUUUUAUGUGGCAACAAAAUAUCCUCCUAAAGCCACUUUCCUGUAACAGGGGUCUUAGCCAGGUGGAACAUCUGCAUAAAGGAUGGGCUCCUGGUUUUUCAUGCAGUUUCUAGCUUGUUUUUAUUUUGCAUGUAACAUGCAAACGGCAGCGUUCCGUCGUCGUG
This is a messenger RNA of Archocentrus centrarchus (flier cichlid), 2428 nucleotides long. It is a transcript of the gene cnppd1, whose product is annotated as cyclin Pas1/PHO80 domain containing 1. Gene Ontology annotation, molecular function: cyclin-dependent protein serine/threonine kinase regulator activity; protein kinase binding. Gene Ontology annotation, biological process: regulation of cyclin-dependent protein serine/threonine kinase activity. The coding region runs from base 146 to 1468 and encodes 440 amino acids. NCBI's taxonomy places the organism in Eukaryota, Metazoa, Chordata, Actinopteri, Cichliformes, Cichlidae. The record is from RefSeq and is a predicted model, not a curated record. The transcript is spliced from 8 exons. Gene Ontology annotation, cellular component: cyclin-dependent protein kinase holoenzyme complex; nucleus.